AUGAAUAGCCUCGAGGACCAGCGGACCGAUCGUGUCUCCACCCUCCAUCCAGCCCUGCCAGCGGGCGGCACGUUCCCAGGCCACACUGCCACCCCGACGCGUGCGCGGGUGCGUGAACGCCUCCGCAACCGUCUGCGGCGACGGUGGCUCUGCGGUUGCCAAAAUCUCCUGCUGAGAAGCCGUCGCGACAGGAGUACACAUUCGCCCGACUGCUUUGGUCUGUCCCCACAGCUACUCGACGUCCCAAAUUACCUUGCCGCCCUCAUCUUCGUUUCGAGUUUCGUUGCGGGCACCGUCUGGGUUCUGGCCGUCUGGUUGGCCUGGCUCGCGCGCUCGCUCACUACUCCAUGCGCGGGACUUUUUCGUGCGCAGUAA
Messenger RNA from Spirometra erinaceieuropaei, 375 nucleotides. The record is from the annotation of a GenBank genome assembly. NCBI's taxonomy places the organism in Eukaryota, Metazoa, Platyhelminthes, Cestoda, Diphyllobothriidea, Diphyllobothriidae.